Rhizophagus irregularis DAOM 181602=DAOM 197198 is the source of this 549-nucleotide messenger RNA. The record is from RefSeq and is a predicted model, not a curated record. NCBI's taxonomy places the organism in Eukaryota, Fungi, Glomeromycota, Glomeromycetes, Glomerales, Glomeraceae.
AAAAAAAAUAAAAAAAAAUACCUUUUCUCUUUAAUUAAAUAUUGUAUAUUUCCCAACCUCUCUUUAAACGAAAAGCUUUAAAAAAAACAAUGGCGAGAGGCAGUUCAGCUAAGUCAAAGAAGCAAGCCAGCCCUCCUUUUCAUCCAAAAUACGAGGAUAUGAUUCGAGAUGCUAUUGUAGCUUUGAAAGAAAGUCAAGGAAGCAGUCGUACAGCUAUUAAGAAAUAUAUCUUAAAUACAUAUAAACUUCGCGACAAUGCCGUCACAACCAACCGUCUCAAGAUGGCCAUUGCUAAGGGCGUCGAUAAAGGAACUUUUUCCUUCGUUAAAGGUCCCAGUGGUACUCUUAAACUCGUGAAAAAGGAAGCAGUCAAGAAAGAAAAGAAGGAAGUUGAGAAGGAAAGCUGAAAAGAAGGAGGUUAAGCCAAAAGCUGAAAAAGUACGUUUAUUAUUUUAAAUUAGUUAUAUAAGGAGUAACUUUUGGAGGAGUUUUAAAAGAGUUUGAGAUGUUAAUAAUCUUUACUUUUAGAAUUAUUUUCACAAUGUAAUA